Molecule: messenger RNA, 913 nt
Organism: Culex quinquefasciatus (southern house mosquito)
Lineage: Eukaryota; Metazoa; Arthropoda; Insecta; Diptera; Culicidae
Exons: 3
Coding region: 359-595 (78 amino acids)
Source: RefSeq, a predicted model, not a curated record
UUGGUCGAAAGGACAACAAACGCACGACAAACACUCGACAUGCGCGACAUUGUUUUUUCCAUCGAUUUUCCUUAAUUUCGACGUCACGAUUUUCGUCGACGCAAACAGUUUGACAGUUCUCUUCAGCUGAUCUUGUUUGGACUUGAUUUCAACCAAAUUGAACCAGUUGUCGUUGCCUUUGGGUUACUGGAGGAUUUUGACCGAUUGACAGAUUUCGGUUGUCGUGGCUGUGAAGGACGAAGACGGUGGGCCAUGUUCCGGUAUCGGGAAGAAUCGGUCUGCGAUUGAGAAAGCGGAUUGGUGUUUUGCUUUCCGCGGAAGUUGCAUUCCCAAAGGAGAAGGAGUUUCCGAGUGUUGAAUGUGUCGGAAACAGAAGGAGGGAGACGGAACAUUCAAGCUCGGGAGUCAAUCACUGUUCCGCUUGAAUAAAAAGGUGGAGGAGGACGAAAUAAUAAACUCCCGCGACGUUUCUAAACAGCCAGAAUUUGUUAAUGGAACCGCUCUGUACAAACAGUUUCCAGAGUGCUUUUUGCUGGACGUGGACCAGCAAGAGGAAAAGAACAAUGAAAAUGCGUUGGUGGUGUUGGACUUCUAGCGGAAUCUCAAAAGUGCAAUUAUCAAAACUCAGUCUUCUUCCUGGAGAUACUUUCGGCCGAGAACAUCCACCGGGUGAAGGCGAUCGAGGUGGACAAACUUCCCACGGGGCAGCACUCGAACAUUGGAAGGGUAGACAAGCAGAACCUUUCCAAAAGUGGUUGGCCAUCGUCGGACCAAAAGGAGUCGGUUUGUAUUUCCUUCUUGUGCAACGGCCAAUCCCGUCACUAAGCGAAAUUAAGAAAAGUAUGGCUGCAGUGAUAGUGAAUAUUUCAAAAACAAAGUGCCAGGAGAGUGCAAACUAAUACAAAUGAAUAAA